CGUUUUCUUCGAUUUGCUUGAACGAUUUGGCCUUUUCACACCGAAUUAUUAGUUCAAUUUGUGAAUUUUCGAUUGAGACUAAAAUUGUGCCAAGAUGAGUAAUAAACUAAACAAAGUGAAGCUUUCCAAAGGCAUUCUGGAAAUGAAGUUCAUGUCGCGAACCAGAGAAAAACUCGAAAAAGAAAAAGACGAUGCCGAAGGGAGAGCUCUAUACUCCAACGAAUUUACCGACAAAAUGCUGCAUGAGUCGUCCAAGUACAUAAUCGAAACCAGUUACGUCCCCUGUGAAGACCUUAUCGAAGGACGCAUCAGCUACGGCGGGAUGAAUCCGGAAAUCGAGCGUCUUAUCGAGCUGGAAAAGAACAAAGAUUUGGCCGCGCAGGUGGAACGGGAACGAGCGGAAGCCGCCGAAAGGCAAAAGAUGCGCAAAGAUGUCCCGGACGAGGAAAUGGCCCAGUUCUACACCAGCGUCAUGAAGUCAAUGAAGAAAAAGUACGAAAAAGGUGGAAAGAGACAGCCGAGUAUAUUGCCGCUGAACAUCAAAAGAAUGGAAAAAUCAAGAGAUGACGAUGAUUGAUGGAUUAAAUCUAUCUAUAAUCAACUAAAUUUAAGAAUUACAAAUAACUACUUUAUUUGAAAUACAGCUUCAAUUGUCCGCUA
Molecule: messenger RNA, 660 nt
Organism: Aedes albopictus (Asian tiger mosquito)
Lineage: Eukaryota; Metazoa; Arthropoda; Insecta; Diptera; Culicidae
Gene: Mpp6
Product: M-phase phosphoprotein 6
Exons: 2
Coding region: 95-577 (160 amino acids)
Biological process (GO): maturation of 5.8S rRNA
Source: RefSeq, a predicted model, not a curated record